UCUUCUUCUCAACCUUGUAAUCAUCAUUCUCUCUCUCUCUCUCUCCCAUCUCAAGCAACCCCUUUUUCCCUCUCAAUAUUAACCCCUUCUCUCUCUAGCUAUCUUUCUCUCACAUUGAAACACUCUGUUUUUUCUUCUUUUUUUGGGUGGAAAAGUGGAAUAAUGACUCGGCUUUUCCGAUCCAAAUCUUGCGGUCUCGUCGGACUUUCCGAUCAGUUCAACACGGCCCCUCCGACACCAAAUUUCAUUAACGACGAUGAAGACGACGACGACGACGAAGAAGAAGAAGAAGAAGAAUUACAAGAAGAGCAAGAAUUCGAGAACGGCGAGGAGGAAGACGAGGAAGAAGACGAGGCUCUGUGCAUUAAUCCAAUAUCGACGCCGUUUAUAUCUUCGACAGCAAAAAACAAGAACAACAAACAAGGUCGGCAUUGCUGCCAUGCAAAUAGUAAUAGUAAUCAUCAGUCUGCGAUAAUGGAUAUCGUUGUGGCGGCGCUGAGGAAGUCGAUCGUGACAUGCAGUGUGGAGAGAGAGGAGGUUUCUUCGUCGUCGUUGGACAUCAGUUGGCCGACGGAGGUCCGGCAUGUCUCGCACGUGACCUUCGACAGGUUCAAUGGCUUCUUGGGUUUGCCCACUGAGCUCGAGCCUGAGCUUCCCAGAAGAAUUCCUAGCGCCAGUGUAAGCGUUUUUGGGGUUUCCGCACAGUCAAUGCAGUGUACUUAUGAUGAUAGAGGAAACAGUGUUCCAACAAUACUUCUCAUGAUGCAAAAGCGUUUGUAUUCAGGAGGAGGCCUUCAAGCAGAAGGGAUAUUUCGGUUAAAUGCGGAGAAUAGCCAAGAAGAGCUCGUCCGAGACCAAUUGAACAGGGGUGUAGUGCCACAUGGAAUCGAUGUUCACUGCUUAGCCGGUUUGAUAAAGGCAUGGUUUAGGGAACUUCCUACCGGAGUACUUGAUUCUCUCACGCCGGAACAGGUUAUGCACUGCAACGCGGAAGAGGACUGCACCAAGCUCGUGAAGCUACUUCCUCCCACGGAAGCUUCUCUACUUGAUUGGGCCAUUAAUUUGAUGGCGGACGUGGUGCAUCAUGAACAAUACAACAAGAUGAACGUGCGCAACAUCGCCAUGGUUUUUGCGCCUAACAUGACUCAGAUGGCAGAUCCACUGACCGCACUGAUUCAUGCUGUGCAAGUUAUGAACUUCCUCAAGACACUGAUCUUGAAGACAAUACGGGAGAGAGAGGAAUCGCCUAGCAAGCCUCGGUUAUUCUCUUCAUUCUCGAAACUUCCCACUAAAAUGAAGUACGUCUCUUCUUCAGAUUCAAAGAAAGAUCAAUCGACAGACCAAAAUUCAGACACUUGUGCAGUUAAGCAGCCUGACACUGGUAACAAACUGGGAACGACCACCUUGGACAGUCUAGAACCGGGUAUUGAUGAGAAACUCUGGUGUUCUCAGAUAAAGAGCGACAAUGAUGAAGAUGAAGACGAAGAUGAUACUAAAUCGAGAUCGGAUAGCAGCAUAACAACAUCUGCUCAUGGUUUUGGAAUGAGAGAGAGUGAAUGCAAAGGCAGUGGAUAUGAAAGUGGAGAUUGGCUAAGUUUGAGGAAAGGAGUGAGGAAGCUUUGCAGGCACCCUGUCUUUCAGUUGAAUAAGCCUGCAAAGAAGACUGCAACCCUUGGCAUUGUAAAUAGUAAUACUAGGGAACGGGGCGGAGCAGCUUGGGCAUAGCAGCAACGCCGCCGACAACACUAGCUACCCGUUGCUCAUGCGACGUUGAGUCUGUAUUCUAUUGGGAUUUGCGAUGAUAGUACUAGAUUUGGGUGUUUGAUUUGUAAGUGUAGCCCAGUUAAUGUUGUUCAAACAUGUUUGGAAAAAGUACUAACUAAGAAUAGAGACCUCUAGUGGAAAUGAUGUAUACAUAGAGAGUGUGUGUCAAGACUCUUUU
Morus notabilis is the source of this 1942-nucleotide messenger RNA. Its product is annotated as rho GTPase-activating protein 3. The transcript is spliced from 5 exons. NCBI's taxonomy places the organism in Eukaryota, Viridiplantae, Streptophyta, Magnoliopsida, Rosales, Moraceae. Bases 163 to 1725 code for a protein of 520 amino acids. Gene Ontology annotation, molecular function: GTPase activator activity. The record is from RefSeq and is a predicted model, not a curated record. Gene Ontology annotation, biological process: signal transduction.